UAUUAGGUAUUUAGUUCUCAAAGAGUAAUAACUUAUAAAACAUUAAUAAAACUAAGCAAUAAUUUGUCUUCCAUAAUGGAAGGGCAGCAAUGGACAAAAUUACUUGUUUUACUAGAUCAAAACUCAUCAGAAUAUGAACACUUAUCAAUUAAUGAAGCCUUUUUAAAGUUCUAUAAUGAAACGAACAAUAUUCCACAUGAAGAAUGGCUCAGUGAGCAACUUGCAGAAACACCUACCAAGUCCAAUACAAAAGCUGAAACCUUUCGAAGCCUUGGAAAUAAAUUUUACUGCAGAGGAAACUUCAAAGAAAGUAUUAAAUGGUACACAAUGAGCCUGCAUUUUGCAAUUCACAAUGGAGCAGAGUAUGGUAAAGCACUAGCCAAUAGAUCAGCAGCAUCUUUUGCUCUGGAGCAGUAUGAUGAAUGCUUAAAAGACAUUGGAGCUUGUUUUGCAAGUGAAUAUCCUGUUGAAUUACAACAGAAAGUUUUAUUAAGAAAACUACAGGCUUAUUAUCAUUUAGAUAUGGAUGAUGAGUUUAAUAAACAAGUAUUAGACAUGGAGGACGAAUUUAAGGAUACUGACUUAGUAGAAUUAAGAUACAAUUCAGAAAAAGGCCGCCAUGUUAUCGCCGCUAAAGAUAUUGAACCAAACUCCAUUUUGUUUAAAGAAGAAGCUUUCGUUGCUGCGCAAAUUUUCAAAUCUCGUGAAGAACUUGAGCACGAAGUGUGCUACAAUUGCUUGAAGCAUAUUCCUUACUUUUCAUUACCAUGUCCUUCAUGCACCUAUUGCCUAUACUGCAGUGAAAACUGUAAGACAACUUCAUGGUCUUCAAGCCAUCGCUUUGAAUGUCCUGGCAUGAUUAUUUUCUACGAAUUAGGUCAAGCAUUACCAGCCUUCAAGUGCAUAAUGAAAGGUAUCACCAGUAACUACACAGAAGCUGAUAAAACAUCAGUUAUCUUUGGUGAUUCAGACAAUAAUUACAAAUACGCUAAUUCAUUACUAACAAAUUUUGAAAUACGCAGUGAUAAAAUGAAUUUCCUUGGAGUAGCACUGAUUAUCAUCAUUUAUUUACGAAGUAAGACUGAUUUCUUUACUUAUAUUCACGAAUAUAUACAAAACAGAGAAGAUUUAGAGGUUUUCAUGGGACAAAUGUUAGUAAAACACAUGGUGCAAUUGUUUUGUAAUGGCAGCAUUGUUGAAAGACAAACCGGGUUGAAUUCUGAACGUAGACCGAUUGCAGCCGCCAUUUAUCCAUCGAUUUGUAUGAUGAAUCAUUCCUGCAAGUCGAAUAUCACGAUAAAAUAUAAUGGUUCUACAGCAAUUGUGAAGUCAAUUGACAAGAUUCUCGAAGGUGAGGAAGUUUUCAAUAGUUAUGGUGUUGAUUACACCACAGAUAAAAGCUUUAGACGAAAAUAUUUACUUGAAAACUUUGGUUUUCAUUGUUCCUGCUCAAUUUGCGUCAAUAAUUAAACUCCGACUUGAGUUUUUCAUCGUAUUCCGAAUAAUAUCGAACAGUUUGAACCAAAUUGUUAGUAUUUACUAGUUCCUUAAACCGUAUUUCUUUUUAAUUGCUCUCUGUGAAACCACGCUAAUAAUUUAUGCAUCGUUCCGCGCGCCAUUUCGUUUUCUCCACGCUGAAUUCAAUUUUCAGCCUGUUGUACUAUUUACGCAGGAGAGUCAAUUAAAAAUUCCAUUACAACAUUUUUACGACAUUUCUACCUGCGUAGCAUAUGGAAUACACACGGAAAGUAGAUUGUUGUGAUAGAGCUAUUAGAAGCACUUUGCACAAACGUAAAUAUAGAUUUUCUUUCGUUUUGCUUACACUACGCUCCUUUUUAUGGACAUGCAUGCUUCCACAUCGUUAAAAUAUUAAUUAGCUUUCGUCUUAUACGCUGCACGUCGCCACCAAAUGGUCUGUAAUGAAUAUAUUAGUAUGGUUUAUGGAUCAUAAGUGGAUCAAGAUCAGAAAUACGGUUUAUUUGUUUGGAAAACAAAAGAAAUUCACGUUUUUUCAUAAAAAUGAAAGAAAACGUUAAAAUUAGUUAGGAAUUUUGAGGUUAUGUGAUAUAUUUGUUUGUUUUUAUUGAUAUACAAGUUUAGAAGAAGUUUUUCAUUGAAUGCGACAUGGAAACAGUA
Messenger RNA from Dalotia coriaria, 2136 nucleotides. RefSeq names its product SET and MYND domain-containing protein 4-like. The record is from RefSeq and is a predicted model, not a curated record. Lineage: Eukaryota; Metazoa; Arthropoda; Insecta; Coleoptera; Staphylinidae. The transcript is spliced from 6 exons. Gene Ontology annotation, cellular component: cytoplasm; nucleus. Gene Ontology annotation, molecular function: histone deacetylase binding. The coding region runs from base 76 to 1470 and encodes 464 amino acids.